Grus americana (Whooping crane) is the source of this 9688-nucleotide messenger RNA. It is a transcript of the gene NAA35, whose product is annotated as N-alpha-acetyltransferase 35, NatC auxiliary subunit. Gene Ontology annotation, cellular component: NatC complex. The transcript has 20 exons. The coding region runs from base 785 to 2695 and encodes 636 amino acids. NCBI's taxonomy places the organism in Eukaryota, Metazoa, Chordata, Aves, Gruiformes, Gruidae. Gene Ontology annotation, biological process: N-terminal peptidyl-methionine acetylation. The record is from RefSeq and is a predicted model, not a curated record.
UACAUUAUCACAAAGAUGCUAACUCUUCCAGUGAAAAGUACAGUGAAAUUGUUGAGUAUUGAUACCUCAAAUAAAUAAAUUUCAGAAAUGGUUUUGCAAGUUACCCUGCGCUUCCCCAAAAUGUGUCUUUUGUAUGAAGAUGUAUUGGUUAGUCCCUCUUUAAGCUGAAUGGAAACCAGCUUCCUUACAAAAGCUGGAAAUUAACACUUUGUAAGACUAUCAGUUCAUUAGUAUUGAACAGAAGCUGGCUAAUUUGACCCAAUUGACAGUAAUGAUUAACUUUUGAUGCAUGGUGAAGAUAAAUUGGUGGAACGAGGUUGAAAGGCUUUCUGUUAAUUUGGAAAAAAUAAUACACUCACAGAGGAAAAAUAUUUUUUACUAUGGACCUUGUUUUGAAUGGACUAAGAGAGCUUUGUGUAAAAUACUGGCCAUCUAAGUCAUGUAGAAUGUAUGCAGAAUUGCAUACAUCGGACAAAAAAGAUGAAAGAAGUAGGGUUGCUGCCUUCUUGGUCCUGACCUUGAAGGCAGUAAAACUCUACAAGUAUCUGCAGUGUAAAAAACAGUCUUCAAAGAAUGUGUCCUGCAUAUUAUUCCUUGUUCAAUCUUUAUUAUGAUUAUACAUAUUGUUUUGUGAUUUAAGUAUUGACAGUUAACUGGUUUUAAACUUACUGGCUACUCAUAGACCAGAAGUUUUAUUUUAGCUUUGUCUUUGAAUAGCUUUAUGUUUGGUCAGUGUUCAACGCAAUGAUGGGAAAGCAAAGUUUUUCAGAAUUUGAGGCAUGUUAUGAAGGAUGGCACCAUUAAAAUCAAGGAUCUCACUUCACCUGAGCUGGUAGGAAUAAUGGAUACAUGUUUUUGUUGUUUGAUAACAUGGUUAGAAGGACAUUCCUUGGCACAGACAGUAUUCACUUGCCUUUAUAUUCAUAAUCCAGACUUCAUAGAAGAUCCUGCUAUGAAAGCUUUUGCUCUAGGGAUCCUAAAAAUUUGUGAUAUUGCCAGAGAAAAGGUCAACAAAGCAGCUGUUUUUGAGGAGGAAGAUUUUCAGUCAAUGACUUAUGGAUUUAAAAUGGCCAACAGUGUGACAGAUCUUAGAGUUACAGGUAUGCUAAAGGAUGUAGAAGAUGACAUGCAAAGACGAGUGAAGAGCACUCGAAGUCGACAAGGAGAAGAGAGAGAUCCAGAAGUUGAACUUGAACAUCAACAGUGUUUAGCUGUGUUCAGCAGAGUCAAGUUUACCCGGGUGCUACUUACUGUUCUAAUAGCAUUUACCAAAAAAGAGACGAGUGCAGUUGCAGAAGCUCAGAAACUAAUGACUCAGGCAGCUGACUUGCUUUCUGCUAUCCACAAUUCAUUGCAUCAUGGUAUCCAGGCACAGAAUGAUACCACUAAAGGAGAUCAUCCUAUUAUGAUGGGCUUUGAGCCCCUUGUUAAUCAGAGAUUGCUGCCACCAACUUUCCCUCGAUAUGCAAAAAUAAUUAAAAGGGAAGAAAUGGUCAAUUAUUUUUCCAAACUAAUAGACCGAAUAAAAACUGUAUGUGAAGUAGUCAACUUAACUAAUUUGCACUGUAUACUGGAUUUUUUCUGUGAGUUUAGUGAGCAAUCACCAUGUGUUCUUUCAAGAUCCCUGCUACAGACAACUUUUCUGGUAGAUAACAAGAAGGUGUUUGGCACUCACCUCAUGCAAGACAUGGUAAAAGAUGCUUUAAGGUCUUUUGUCAGUCCUCCAGUACUUUCUCCAAAGUGUUGUCUUUAUAAUAAUCACCAGGCAAAGGACUACAUUGAUUCCUUUGUGACACAUUGUGUUCGGCCAUUCUGUAGUCUGAUUCAAAUCCAUGGACACAAUAGAGCUCGUCAGAGAGAUAAACUGGGUCACAUCCUUGAGGAAUUUGCCACCCUCCAGGAUGAGGCAGAGAAAGUAGAUGCAGCACUUCAUAGUAUGUUACUGAAGCAGGAACCACAGAGGCAACAUUUGGCCUGCUUGGGCACCUGGGUCCUAUAUCAUAACCUUCGCAUUAUGAUACAGUAUCUUCUGAGUGGCUUUGAGUUGGAACUUUACAGUAUGCAUGAAUAUUACUACAUAUAUUGGUAUCUGUCAGAGUUCCUCUAUGCCUGGUUGAUGUCAACACUGAGCCGCGCUGACAGCUCUCAAAUGGCGGAGGAGAGAAUAGUGGAGGAACAACAGAAAGGCCGUAGUAGUAAGAAAACAAAGAAAAAGAAAAAAGUUCGCCCUCUCAGCAGAGAGAUCACCAUGAGUCAAGCAUACCAAAAUAUGUGUGCUGGGAUGUACAAGACAAUGAUCGCAUUUGACAUGGAUGGCAAAGUAAGAAAACCGAAGUUUGAACUGGAUAGUGAACAAGUUCGAUACGAGCACAGGUUUGCUCCAUUCAACAGUGUUAUCACACCACCCCCAGUGCACUACUUGCAGUUUAAGGAAAUGUCUGAUUUAAAUAAGUACAGCCCACCUCCUCAGUCAUCAGAUCUCUACAUGGCAGCUAGCAAACACUUCCAGCAAGCUAAAAUGAUUCUUGAGAAUAUUCCUAAUCCAGACAAUGAGGUCAAUCGAAUUCUAAAAGUUGCUAAACCCAAUAUCGUGGUCAUGAAGCUGCUAGCAGGAGGCCACAAAAAAGACUCUAAGGUUCCUCCAGAAUUUGACUUCUCCCCUCAUAAAUAUUUUCCAGUUGUGAAGCUUGUUUGAAAGACAAGAGAUUAUUGUUAGGAUACCUGAAGCAUAAUCAGCUGUAAGAUGAAAUAUCUAGUACUGUACCCAGACUGAGAGGGAUCUCCAGGAUAAGAGUACUGUUACAUGGAAUAUCUAUAGUCUGCCUACUUUACAUGAUCUGAAUGGCAACUGCUGUUUUAAAGUGGUUUGUGUGAAGUUUUAUGGGUGAAGCUGUUUUUAAAAAUCAACUGUAUUGAAGAAUGUUGUACCUUUUAUUACAGAUUUAAUCACAAAUCAUUUUUAUGAAUGAGCUCUGACAGAAAAUGGUGGUUUAGGGAUUUAGUAAUUGAAUAAAAAUAACAAGAGUAGAGCCCCGUGUCUGAUAGGCAUAGCUGAGCUACCAAAAUUCUGCUUUGAACAAAGCCACUUGGAGAGAUUGUGAGCUUCCAUUUUUUUGCCUAAAUUGCAUCAAAUUUGCUGACUGGGCAAAAAAAACCCCACCAGUCUUUCUACUUGCAAAGUCCUGCAAACUAAAACAAUUCAUAGGAAUUAAGAGCAGAUGAAAACUAGUCAUUUAGCUCCUACUGCACUGAAUUCAAUUAUUCUUAUUUUACUGAAGUCAGUUAUCUAGGAAGUAUUUUGUCUGAAAUGUAGAAGUCCUUGAACCUUGAAGACAGUGAGAAAUGGUGUAAGUAAUUUCUAGUUGCAGUUUCUUCCUUUGUCUUUAUUUUUCGUGCUGCUGGAGAAUGUGUGUAGCUGGCACUCAGUAGUCACACAGGAACACAAGACAAGAGGAAUGUAUUUUAACUGCUCUGCAACUUUAUGUCAAUCCUAUUGUUACUUUGUCAUUGCAAAGGAGGGAUUGCCAAUUUGUUGCAUUGCUCAGUCAGCUCUUGCCUGACCUUCAUUCUCUUGUUUGGACUGCAAUGCUGCUGCUGGAUCCUACUGCCUUCUAGUCGAUAUAGGUAGAAAUCUCAAACAUGAGCCCCAAACAUACCCUUUCCUUACUGGAAGUUCUUCCUCCUGUGCUUCCAGAUGUGAAAUAGUAGAAGUAAGCUGUAGUGCUUAAGGGUAGUUAAAAAAUAAAGUGUAAAAAGCUGACCUGCUCUUUGGUAAACCAUACUGCUAAGUCUUACCUAGGCCAUAAAAGCAAAUCUUCCAAGUUUGACUGUGUUGGACAGGACAAUUCUUCAUUUUGGUGCAAAAUCGAGUCCUCCAUAGUGAUAAGCUUGUAACUUCCUCUUCACCAUGCAAGACUCUUGUGUUUCUCCUAACACACAGUUGUACUGUGGAGUAAUACCACUUCAGCUUCAUCACCUAAGCAGCAGCACUGCUGAGCUAGAAAACGGUGAAACAAGUCUGAAGUGGUAUACCCAUUUGUCUGCCAGCAAUUUGCAGCUUCUUGAAAUAUGCAGGAAUACUGCCCUGAAGGCAUGCUUUUCCCAAUUUCUCUAAGGAGGCUGCGUACCAUUUUACAUGUUUGCUUAUCAUCACAAUUAAUAUACUUGAAUACUUCUGUAUCACUGCCAAAAGAAUGAAAAUCCUGGAAAAUGUAGUUGCAAAGAUGGCAAACUGGUUCUAGUGCAGGGCACUGAGAAUUCAUCUGGCAUGUGCUGCCUUCUUGUAAACAAUCACAAAAAUAUUUCCUCUCUUUAAAAAUCUUGAACUACAUCACAGCAGCUCAAGGACAGCCUUUGGUAUUUGUCCAAAGGAAGCAGCAAGUAAAAGAGAAACCAAGUUCCUUAUCAUUUAUAAAACUAAGAAAAUAGGAAUGAUCAUCUUUUGCAUUUUCAUUAACAUUAAAAGUACAUGAACUGUACAGAAUAAAGUGAGUACACAGUACAGAAGCUUAUUUUUAUUUUAAAAUGCUUAUCUAAAAUGGAUCAGGCUUAGAUUUUAAAAAAACAUCAAGGACAAGUGUUUAAAUUAACCCCAAGAUGAUUACAGCAAAGCAGCUUUCCCUCUCUCACACAACUAAAAAUUUUAGUGAUACACAACACUAUACACACCACAGUUACAAAUGAAUCUCGUUCAACUAAAGUAAUUUAAUUUUAAAAUUCUAUAUAGAGGCCCCUUGUCUACUAGAAAUCUACCACCCUAGUUACAUUCCUGUAGUACUUGAAGCCAUUGAGAAUAAGACUGUAUUCCUUUAUGCUUUUGAACAUUGCUCUUACGCAGGUUUUCAGACACACACCCCCACCCCCCUCAGAGAUGUAACAAGUGCACUUUGUACAAAGGGGGUCUGGUUUAUGGAGAGGACAUCUGGCUGGCUAGCGAGAAGCCCAGUCAGGUUUGUGUACUGUACAGAAAUAUAGCCAAAACACUUUAAAAAGAAUUCUCUGGCAAUAUAUUAAUUACCUUAAGGAUCUUGUUUGGGAUUUUACCAGUAUCAAGUUAAAGCCAUUCAUUCAACUUGAAGACAGUGUUUCACUGUACAUUUUAUACUGUUAGAAUAUAUGCUGUUUAACAAUCAUGAUUAAAUUCCUGAUUAACUUUGUAUCAGCUAUAUAAUUGUUUACAGAUUAAGUCCUAGAAAAAAAAUGCCCCUUUUACUCAGAAUACGGGUAAACAUUUUGAUGUUAGAACAUGCCAUUAUUUAAAAAAAAAUGCUUAAUAGCUCAAGUUUCCCAGUACUUGUCAGUUAGAAGAGAUGCUUAUACCUUUUCUGUCCUGCUUACGAGCAUUUGUUUUCCCUGCUGUAUUGUCUGUAGUAGCCCAGACCAGUUAAGUCUGACUUAAAUGGUGAAAAAAGCAGAGUAACCAAAAACCCAGUAAUGGAGGUUAGUGCUUUUUUUUAGAAGAAUUCAAGUUCAGUGAACUGUUUACCUAUUUAGGUUUAAUAUCCACCAUUUGACUUGACACCUGCCAUUCAAUUGAUGACAACUCAUACCCUUUUCAUACGCAAAAGAACCAACCUUUCCCUUGCAUGUUUAGACAUCUUAAGGUACAGGACUUGUAAACUAGUACACUGAGGAAUAACAGCCUGCAAAAGUAGUUACAAAAUUAAGUGCAUUAAGAGAAAGCCAAGACAAAUUUGUAUUUUCUGAAAUGGAACUGCUGCCUGCAGUUAAGGGUGCCUUAGUGGUAGUAGAGGGUAUUUCUAGAUUAUCACAAGUAAACUAGUUUCUUGUUUACAUUCAACAAGUUACAGCAAGGUCAAAGACUACAGGAGAGUAACAACAUGAUAUGUUGUGCAUAACAUAGGACUUCACAACAACUACAGGUUCACCUGUGAGUGACAUUGAGCUGUCUGGUAAAUGCAUAGUCUGGUUUACCUCCUUGAGAAGUCCAGCAGAGAAGAUGAGUCACUUUGAACAGCUGAAAUUGCUGUUCUACAAAGGCGAGCAGUUGCCUUUCUACUUUUUUAGCAGAAGAUCGUGGCUGGGUGGAGUAAAGGGUGGUUGUAGCACACCAUUAUAGAUGGCUUCUGUCAUGAAAAGUUCAGGAGUUUGAAUUUUUACACUCUGACCUUGUGCAAGUUAGUGGUAACUGAACCAUGCUGUAGUACUGGUCUUGUGAACAGGAGUCCAACAAAGCUUUCAGAAGAAUCAUCCUGCUAAUCUCUUAAAAAGAGGACAGUACCUACACAAUCCUCUUUUUUUUUUUUUUUUUUUUUUAACCUAAAAGCCAGGAAGACAACCAGGACAGUGUUUCAGCCUGGUUACAGAUAGUGUAAGCUAGCAAUUUCAUUUAGGAAGCCCAGGAAAAUAUAUCAUACUGCAUAGUAUCUGAGGUCUACAAUCAUGCUUUCUGACUCUAUAUAUUGCAGUAAAAAGGUGCCAGAAUAGGCACAAAGGUAGACUGCAGCAUGGGCCAUUUUUUCCCAUGUUUAGUCAAGUUACCUCCUCUUAAAACUUGGCUGGGGAUUUCUCUACUGUAUUGCUCAGGGGAGAAGUCCAUCCUUGGCAGAGGACUCUUUCUCAUCUACCACCCAUCUACACGUAUUGUUACUGUAGUAUGACUGUACAAGUUAGCUGACUUCAAAGUUAUGACACUUAUUGCUAGCUGGUUUCAAUUUUAUAACCACUAGGAAGGAAAUGGUCAUUGCAGAGGUCAGGCUGCUUUAAAACAAGCUUCCAGAAAUUUAAGACUUUUUUUUUCCACCACUGAAACAGUACUAAAAACUUCACAAGAAAAUGCUACUUCAUUUGGGCCCUUAUUGAAGCCUUGAGAAGAUAAUCAAAACAUUCUCAGAUCACUUUGCUCUCAUCAUUGCUACGUUUAUAUGAAGAGGUGACUAAGUUGCAUCAUGAACCUCCUUUGCUCACAACCUCUGUCGUUCUUCGCCUUGCUCAGAUAAGUGGUUCUUCGUAUCUUCAGGGUUUUGAACUAAUUAUGAAAAAAGAAAAAGGUACGUAAAUCUCUUUAAGAGACAGAAGUGAUAGUUCAUCUAGAAAACAGUCUAGAACACAGCAGGAGAAAUUUUAAAGGACUCUUAAGUACUGUAUAGUACAGUAAAGCUACGAAUACUGUCCCUCCCCACUGCUUGUUCAACAGCAGCUUCAGUGAUGCUAAACAGAAAACAGGUCAUGCUGUCAACAUGACGGAAAGCCCAAAGAACAAGCAAAGCAGCUAGCUAUAUCUGCUACAGAUAUACCAUUCAAAAUAUCUUAAAGUUUUUAGCAUCUGGUACUUAGGUUAAAACUUUUUUUUUUUUUUUUUACCAUUUUCAAUCCCUGCAAGUGCUGCUUGCUUGUCCGUUUCUGAUUCAGCUUCAUUUUCAUCUAAAUUGUAAUCAACAUCCUUGUCCUUGUUCGGUGCUUCAUGUUCCUGUUUGUCUGGGGAAAUUUUAAAAUUAAUUACUUUUAUGCUAUACCAUAAGGUCAUCUGCACAACAAACAGUUACUGUAACAAUCUUCCACAGAAUUUACUUUGCUGCUGAAUGAAUUGCUGUUUACAGUAGGCUUUCAUACUAUUUUCCCUUUUGAACUCUUAAUUUUCAGAGCAGCUUUUGUAAGUCUUGUCUAAAGAACUAGAUAAAAGAAUCUUUUGGGAUUGGGAAAGUGUAAUAGAAUUCAGUCAGCAUGCAGAUGGACAGAAAGGAAAAGCAUUAAACAAUUUCAGAAUACAUUAACGGACAGCCUAAGGAAGAGCAAAACCUGAAGCCAAUGCUGAAAACUUGACUUUCAGCAGAACAUUGAUACUUGGUAUCUCUCUACUCAUCAGUGCUGUGGAUGGUUAACAUCCUUUUCAAAUGCAUCAUAUUCUUACAAGGCCUUAAUACCAAAAAGUUUCGCGGCUAAUUUCCCCAAAUGCUUUGUACAGGCGGGCUGCUAUGGUGGUGCAGAAGAAUCCAGCCUGGUAGCUCCAUGUUGCUGAAAGAGAACCCAGAGUGUAGAAGACUGCUGGGACUGACUGGCCUUUUACAUCUCACACUAACCCUUAUAAAACCUUAUGCUAAGUGCAGCCAGCUGCCACCACUGCUGCAGAAGUCAUGCCACGCUUUUAUUUCUUUACUGUUCUUAACAGUAUGUGAUGUGCUACCAACCAGGGUUUCCGGGGGGCAAGUCAUCCUGCUUCGCAUCGUAAUUUAGGAGCUGCUCCCUCUCAAUUUCCUCACUGGCAGCCUGUUCUGCUGCCAGCUGUGACGCAUCUUGCUCCACUACAUGUUUUUCAUCUUCAGAUGGCUUCAGCUCCUUCUCUGACUGAGGCAGCAUUUCCUUAUGACCUGCAGUCGCCUUGACUGAAUCCUGUGGGUUUUUCAGUUCACUAGAAAGCUUCUCCUCUUCUGCCUUGGGCUCCUGUUUUCUGAUGUCAGCUAGGCUGUUUAUUCUUUCUGUAAACAAUAGAAGUGAUUCUGAGUAAAAAACCUCAUGCCUUUCAGUGGUGGCACAAGUUAAAAACCUUUAAUAAGUAUCGCUUUAUCUUUCUCGUUCAAUUCUUGGUUUUCCUCUGAAAGAGUAUCUUUCAACCACAUCAGUUCCAAAGAGACAGACAAGGAAGAUAACUCAUGUUUUUCCUACUGGGAACGGCUAAAGGAUGAGACUUGUAGAGACUACUGUGGCAUUGUUUACUGUCAGAUUCACACUUCUACCUACUUAAAAUGUGCAGUUAAUAAAUUGAGCAGGUGAAACAGAGCAGUUUACAUAAUUGCAGUGUGCUAUAUAAGCAUCAGGAUUGUGUGUGUUACAUUUCAUUACUAACAAACUGAUUUGGAGUUGAAAAGUAGCUCAGGACAAAGCAGUCACGUGGGCAGAUCUGCAAGAAAAUCAAAGCUGUUCUUAUUUUUAAGUAUGAAGAGGAAGUGCAGGAUGGCUAUUACUUUUAGCAGACAUUACUGUAUCUUUUUUCUGUGUAUCUGUAUUUUUAACUAAAAAGAUCACGAUAAAAUUUGCCUGAAUAAACUAUAUAUAGAUAUUGUCUUCAAUUGCUAGCUUUCUAAAAUGAGAGUUGCAUACUCCCAAGACUGUAAUUUAAGAUAGCAUGUGAGAAUAAUUAAAUAGGAAAUUGAAUUUAUAUCACACACAGUACUAUGUGAGACUGACACACUAGGAUACCUCCAAUCACGUUAAUAGUUUCUCAGAGUUUAGUGCCAAAAGCAACCAUUAGGUUAACUAAUCUGAUCUCCUGCGUAUCAUUUCCCUUGCGUUUUGCUCAGUGAGAACACGUGGGAUGUAUGGGUGUGUGUUUAAAACCUAACUUUCAGCUAUUCUGUCGGGUGGGGUCGCAGGCUAGGUGUGUCUUAUUAAAAAAGCAAAUUUUAAACAUGCUUGAAAAUCAUUGCUUCCAAAAGCAAGAUGUUUUCUCCAUAUUAAACGAGGAAUAGGAAUCCAGAACUGUAAAUACUUGUAUUUUCCUUUAUAUGCAAUAUGUCAAUUACAACAAAACUGAACCAGUAGAAAUGCUAAUAAUAAAAAUGUUUGAAUAAAUAUUAUACCUCUCCAGCUGGAAAAUUCAUUAUAGUUCAGUCUACUGGUGUCACUUUUUCCAUCUUAAUCUUGUGUACAAAAAUGUUUUUUAAAUGUUCAAUUAAAUUACAAAUGUUCAUAACCAUUUGCUAGUAAAACAGUGAUUUACAGCUCACCUUUA